AAAGAAAUGGCGUCGGUUGAGCUUGAGAAGGUUUUGAUCGACAAUGUAGUUUACGAAGACGGGGAGGGGAAGGAGGAUGGGGGUGUCAAGGACAUCAAAGACAGCAGAGCUGCCUGGAUAACCUGUGUCUGUGCUGUGUUCGACCAAUUGUUUAUCAAUGGCUUGAUAAACGUUUAUGGUGUGUUUUAUGUCGAGUUUUUAAAGGAAUUCGGAACCAGCAAAGCCAAAGCAGCCUGGCUGGGUUCCCUGACGUACGGAAUUAUGAAGUUGUUUGCGCCAGUCGUCAGUGUCCUUGUGCGCCGAUACACAAACCGGAUGUCCAUGAUAACCGGAUGUGCCUUCUGCGCCGUCUCUGUACUUUCCACUUCCUUUGUGACUAACAUCGACGUAAUGUUUGUAACCUUUCCCUUACUGUAUGGCAUUGGAUUCAGCCUCGUCAUCAACCCAGCCAUGGUAGUUGCGAACGGCUACUUCGACAAACACAUAGGUCUCGCUACUGGUUUGGUUUGUGCCGGCAGUAGCCUGGGGUCCAUCACUCUAGCGCCGGUAUGCCAGCGCCUGGUGGACACAGUGGGCUGGAGAAUGACCUUCAGAUAUCUGACUGGGGCCUACAUCGCCCUCUGCUUCCUCAAUCUCCUCAUCAAGCCCCUCCCCCGGGGGUCGCAGCGUCCAAUAGACAACAUAAGUCAGCCUGUUAUUCGGGGACUUAUUGAAGAUCUUAAGCUGUGGAAAAAUCGCGUGUUCCUGUUGUGGGCGGUGGCAACGGCGUUUGUAAUGUUUGGGUACUUCAUACCAAACGUGCAUCUAGUAUCUUAUGCCAUGGAUCAGGGUAUAUCCGCAGAUACUGCUGCCUAUCUCCUCAUGGGGCUAGGGUGCGCCACCACCAUCGGUCGUAUACUGUCUGGAAAGAUUGUCCAAUAUGGCUUCCUAAACCGCCUCCACCUCCACCAACUUACAAUGAUCAUUACGGGCACGGCUUUCAUGAUUCUCCCUUGUAUUGAAUCUUUCGCUGGCCUCCUGGCCUACUCCAUUGUCCUGGGCCUCGUGGACGGGUGUUACGUUGUGCUGCUGCCUAUCCUGACGAGUUCCCUGAUUGGAGCUGACAAAGCUGUCCUAGCAUGGUGCUUCAUGUCCUGUGUCUGCUCCUUGACAUUUUCAUUGGGACCUCCAGUGUCAGGUUUCCUCUACGACACGACCGGCAACUACAACGUCGCCUUUCACAUCGCCGGCAUCCCAGUAAUCCUUGGCGCUGUGAUCCUGUUCUUUGUACCCUGGGCCCAGCGCACCUCCACCACGACCAAUUUGAUGCGGGUCAUCAGCAUGGAGGCUGAGGACCAUCCCAAGGCAUCGGCCGGAAGUUCACCUUCAGGAUCUUCUGAUGAGACUCUGCAUCUCUCUAUCCCAGAGACCGGAACUCUGCCCUAUGCUGGCAUGCCGUGCUUCAUAGAUCCUUACUUUGGUUCUUCCAAACAGGAUAGUAGCUUAGCAGAGAACUUCGGUAGGAAACAAGAUGAGACGAAGAAACAUGUAGCCGGCGUUCAGCCUACAGGUGGAUCUGUUCCUGAUGACUGCACAUUUGAGUUUGGUCACGAUACCCACGAAGAGCAGGCCAACCCAAUGCCACACAACUCCGCACCGACGUUUGAUGCAAUAGGAAACAUAGGGUCAUCACAGUUUAUUUCAAUACCGAGACGGGGCUAUUCCUUCAUUGAUGGCUACUUGGAGGAAUUGCGCAAGGCAGUGUACCGUACCCGAACACUUCAGUGUUCCUCUGGUCUGGUCCCAACACCGUCCCCUGAAGCUGGCAACACCGAGACACCACCAGCUGCUGCUCAUCUGAGCUCAGUCUCUUCACUUCCCGCCUCAUCAAUGACCAGCUCCGUGGAUCGACUCCUUCAGGAGCAUAUAGACAUGUUCCUCGCCAGCAUCGCCUCCAGGCGCGUAUCAGACAUGUCCAUAUCUUCAGGGCCAAGUAGAUCAGCCUCCAGGUCAUUCAAGGGCAGUGAAGAACCCUCCAAAUCUUGUACCAGAACGCCAAGCAACAGGUCAACCCAGAGCCGUACAACUCCAAACUGUGCUAUGGCUUUAGCCGGAGCUCAAAAUGAGCCUCGGAGUAGGUCUGUAUGUUCAAGAGGCUCUUUGAACAGGACUGUAGAUUUAAGCUUGAGUGGCACCCAUUCAAGUGGCUUCGUGCCUUCAGCUGUUCUGGCAACUGCCGGGGCAAACCAACAGAUGCCCGUGGAGUCUCACAGUCGGACGUCCGACGCGUCGGGAGAUGGGACUCAGAGCUCCAGUCUAAGCAGGCUUCGGAAAACAUCCAGCACUAGCACUGGAACAGGAUUUGUGGAACUGGACGUUUUCAGUCAUCUUUUCAAAGAUGAAGAAAGUUAAUGUUAUUCUGAUAACGUAUAUCUGCUACUAAUGCCUCAAAGCGCUCGACGACUGUCGUAAGUCUGAGAUUAAGAGAAGCAGUCCCUGGCGGUUUCAACA
Haliotis rufescens (red abalone) is the source of this 2490-nucleotide messenger RNA. RefSeq names its product monocarboxylate transporter 3-like. The transcript is spliced from 6 exons. The record is from RefSeq and is a predicted model, not a curated record. Gene Ontology annotation, biological process: transmembrane transport. Gene Ontology annotation, molecular function: transmembrane transporter activity. The coding region runs from base 7 to 2391 and encodes 794 amino acids. Lineage: Eukaryota; Metazoa; Mollusca; Gastropoda; Lepetellida; Haliotidae.